Molecule: messenger RNA, 2298 nt
Organism: Archocentrus centrarchus (flier cichlid)
Lineage: Eukaryota; Metazoa; Chordata; Actinopteri; Cichliformes; Cichlidae
Product: extracellular calcium-sensing receptor-like
Exons: 12
Coding region: 1-2298 (765 amino acids)
Biological process (GO): G protein-coupled receptor signaling pathway
Cellular component (GO): plasma membrane
Molecular function (GO): G protein-coupled receptor activity
Source: RefSeq, a predicted model, not a curated record
AUGAUGGCUAUGGUGUUUACAGUGGAGGAAAUUAACCGUAACUCAAGCCUGUUACCAGGUGUUAAACUGGGCUACCGAAUUAUGGACAGCUGUAACCAUAUCCACAACAGCCUGCAAGGUCUUUUUAGUUUACUCAGUUACCCUAAAGCUGUCAUGAGUGAGGCAGAAAAAUCUGAAACUGAAAACAGUGGUAUUGAAAUGAAGUCUUCCACAUGUCUGUAUUAUUCUCCUGUGUCUGCUGUGAUUGGUCUCGCAUCCUCUUCCCCUACAAGAGCUGUAGCUCAGACACUUGGCCCAUUCAAGAUACCACUGGUUAGUUAUUUUGCCACUUGUACGUGUCUCACUGACAAGCAUUUGUACCCAUCAUUCUUGAGAACUGUGCCAAGUGAUGUCUUUCAAGUUAGAGGUAUUGUACAGCUUGUCACUUACUUUGGCUGGUUCUGGGUGGGCACAGUAGGGACUACGGAUGACUACAGUCUUUAUGGGAUCCAAGCAUUUUCUACUCAGUUUGCAGAACAAGGUGGGUGUGUAGCAUUUCAUCGCACUAUCCCAACAUCACCCACAGUAGCUGAGAUACAAGAAAUGGCAGACAAACUGCAGAGUUCAACUGCUCGUGUUGUUGUGGUCUUUGCCACGGAAGUGGAACUGCUAGAUUUGUUCCUAGAAGGAACACUGGGUUUUUCAUUCCCUGGAGUCACCAUCCCUGGCUUUAAAGAGUUUCUUUUGAAUGUCCGACCCUCUCCCAAACCAGGGAUAGAAUUUGUUAAUAUUUUCUGGGAGGAACAUUUUCGGUGUAAACUUGAAUUUGAAAGAGACAGAGCCAAAGAAUAUGAAGCAAAUGCUACUGUAUGCACCGGUUCAGAGGAUCUGAGAUCUGACAGCAGUUACAGUGAUGUGUCUCAGGUCCGAAUAUCCUAUAAUGUAUAUAAAGCUGUGUAUGCCAUUGCCCACGCUCUGCACACUUUUUUGAACUGUGAUUCUGCAGGACUUAAUGAGGGAUUGUGUGGGAAGCACAACUCAUUUGCGAAUGGUCAGUUUCUUCAGCAUCUAAAAAUGGUGAAUUUCACCAACCAGUUUAAUGAAAAAGUAUAUUUUGACUCCAAUGGAGAGCCAGUCCCUCUUUAUGACAUAAUUAACUGGCAGAAGGACAACAAAGAUGAAAUGAGAUUCAUCAAAGUUGGAAGCUAUGAUGGUUCAGCUCCACAGGGACAACAGCUGCAGAUGAUGAAGAGCACUAUUGUGUGGACAAAAGGAGACUCGCAGGUUCCCGUAUCUCAGUGUAGUGCUCCAUGUCCCCCUGGCAACAGGCAGGCCACACGCCGAGGAGAGCCCAAAUGCUGCUUUGACUGUUUGCCCUGUGCAGAUGGAGAGAUCAGCAACCAGACUGGUUCCACCGAGUGCACAAAAUGUCCUGAGUACUACUGGUCAGACAAAGAAAGGGUGAAAUGUAUUGCAGGAUCGGAAGAAUUCCUCUCUUUCUAUGACACCAUGGGUAUCAUCCUUGUUGUUCUCACCUUGCUGGGCUUCAUCCUGACAACCAUCAUCACCAUCGUCUUUCACAGUUUCCGCUAUACACCCAUCGUGAAGGCCAACAACUCCGAAAUCAGUUUCUUGCUUCUCCUGUCACUCAAGCUCUGUUUCCUGUGUUCUCUGGUGUUCAUUGGUGAGCCAUCUUGGUGGACAUGUAGGCUCCGCCAGGCAGCAUUUGGGAUCAGCUUUGUCCUGUGUCUGUCCUGCCUACUUGUUAAGACCAUUGUGGUCCUCCUGGCUUUCCGAACAAACGUACCUGGUUCCAGGGGUCUGAAGCUGUUCGGUUCAUCUCAGCAGAGGAUUCUGAUCAUCUGUACUACAGCUCCCCAGAUUUUUCUUUGUACUGGCUGGGUGUUGGGAGCACCUCCCUUUCCAUUCAGGAACCCAAAUUACCUUGCUUCAAUUGGAAAAAUUGUUGUGGAGUGUAAAGAGCCGUGGCCUCCUGGAUUUUACCUGCUCCUUGGUUACAUUGGCCUGCUGGCCUUUGUCUCCCUCCUCCUGGCAUUCCUUGGACGAAAGCUACCGGAUACAUUCAACGAAGCGAAGUUCAUCACCUUCAGCAUGCUGAUUUUCUGGGCUGUGUGGAUUUCUUUCAUCCCAGCUUAUGUCAGCUCUCCUGGGAAAUUCUCUGUGGCAGUGGAAAUAUUUGCUAUAUUAGCCUCCAGUUUUGGAGUGUUACUGUGUAUUUUUCUGCCCAAAUGUUACAUCAUUUUACUGCACCCUGAGAGGAAUGUUAAGAAAGGCAUGACUGGAAAAUAUCACAGAUAA